ACCCACUCCCCGCUUUCGAUGGGUCGCGCGGAUAUCGUAAAAAGUCGUAUCAAGACAUUUUAUGUUUUGUUUCUCAUAUUAACUCAUAAUUGGCUCAACUCGAUUGCUGAACUGACAUUGUGUUUUUGAAAUAGAUCUAUGCAAAUGUAACUGCUCUAAACUAUACUUUUUAUCACACUCUUCAUCACAUGUACUGAAAACAGUGAUAAGUUUUAUUAACAUGGGAACUCUGUGUGGAUGGUCAGAUGGUCUUGUACUGAGCAUUAACAUCGACCCAACUUUUCAGGUGUAGAUAAUAUUACCUGUAUAGAAAAUGUCGGCCUCUUUGACAUUGAUUUCUCUGGGUUUUACUUUUUGGACAUUGAAUAUAGGAGAUUUUACCGUAUCAGGUACGGCUGAUGGGGACUUUGAUUACGAUGCUCUUCCAGGAACACAACACGAAUUCAAAGUACAAGUGAACGCCGGGAAAGAAGAAUGUUUUGCCCAAAAGGUGGCGCUUGGAGCAGUGUUCCACGUGCAGUAUGAAGUGUUGCGUGGUGGGGAUCGCGCUAUAGAUGUGGUUGUUAUUGACCCCGAUAUAAAAGUUACUGAACAUGAUGCAUCUAAAACAGAGGGACACAUAACAUUCAAAGCAACAAAAGAGGGAUAUUUUCAGGUGUGCCUGGACAACACACCUUACCGAUUUUCAGGUAAGCUUGUGUAUAUCUACAUAGUGACGUAUAUCAUGGAGGAAUGGGCACAGUACAUGGAAGAGAUACAAAGCGUUAGUUUGACAGCUCAGAACUUUUCUCGAUCGCUGACCGAAGUUCAGACCUCAAUAGAUGCAGUCAAAUUCCACCAAUCGGAGAGCCGAAUGCAUGUGAUACGGGACUGGUACUUAGCGACUGGAAAUAAUCAACACAUCAUGUAUUGGUCCAUCUUUCAGAUCAGUGUUAUCAUUGUGACGUCAUUCUUUCAAGUGUUCUGCCUUCGUCGAUUAUUUCGAACAACGGCAGUGACACCAACUUCCAAACCCAGGGCAUAACUUCAAUUUGCUAU
Messenger RNA from Magallana angulata, 1038 nucleotides. Its product is annotated as transmembrane emp24 domain-containing protein 5-like. Lineage: Eukaryota; Metazoa; Mollusca; Bivalvia; Ostreida; Ostreidae. The record is from RefSeq and is a predicted model, not a curated record. Gene Ontology annotation, biological process: Golgi organization; intracellular protein transport; endoplasmic reticulum to Golgi vesicle-mediated transport. The coding region runs from base 314 to 1024 and encodes 236 amino acids. Gene Ontology annotation, cellular component: endoplasmic reticulum; COPII-coated ER to Golgi transport vesicle; endoplasmic reticulum-Golgi intermediate compartment. The transcript has 4 exons.